AAUGAAUGAGCUCACUGAUGGUAUUCUUAUUUCUAUUUUAGGGGAACUCUUAAAACGAAAAGAUUCCAUCAAAAUUGUAUUCUUCAUUGAAUUUUCAUAGCUGUUCUACGCUUUUCUGAAACUAAUUGCUGUAAUAAGUAUCUUAACCAACACUUCGGAAUGCGAGCUAUUUUAUUAUUUUCUUCUGUUACUAAUAACUGACAUUAUGUGUUCGAUUGUGAAUUUAAUUGCUCUUGGGAAUCUCUACUAUUGUGACUAUUAAUCAAUUGAUAGAACUUUGGAAAACAUUGAAAAUCAACGAAUAUCAUUGUAAUAUAAUAAUGAUGCUUAUAUUGAUUUUAUGACUUUGUUAGAAGCUAUUUCGAAUAGAUAUCAGUUGCUCUAUAAUAUAAUAGCAUUAAGUUAUUUAGGCCUGUCGAUUUAUGGAAUCUAUAGCAUAAUAAAUCAAAAAUGCCACUACGAAGAUGGCAGUGCAGCAACUGCAAUUACAUUUAUAAUACUGAGCUUGUUCUACUUUCUUAGAAAACUGUUCUUGCUCAUAAGAUAAUACAAAAAAUAUUAAAUUUACAAUAUAAUUGUAUAAAUAUGUUAUUAGAUUCUAGAGUGUAAAUGCUUAAUAAGAGGAUGACUGUUGCAUAUGUUUAUAAUAAUUAUCAUAAAAAGUGGCUUAGUUGUAAUGCAAACACAAGUUUCAUCUGGGUUGUAUUUAAGAAUGGUUUAAAACGAAAAGCAAUUGUCCUAUUUGUAAAAGAGAAUACGAAGUAAUGUAUUCACAUAAUUGAUGAUAAUUGUCAUAUGAAAUGUGAAAUCUCAUUUAUUAAUACUAAUUAUAAUAUAAAUGUAAUAAAAGUAAUCUAAAAAAUCUAAAGAGGAAGAACCAAUUUUCAAUGGAACAUUCAAAGACAACAGUGAUGAUGAAAAUGAUGAUAAAAGAAAGAAGUAAACUCUGAUUAUUAAUGUGUCUGGUAAAUUAUGAAUGUAAAAAGAGAUACAAAAUAUGAUGUUGUGAAAUUUGUUGGGAAAAAGAUAUUCAAAUGGAUACUGUAAUAUGAACCAGAAGGAGUCAAUUGGGAUAUGUUUUGGACUGAUGCAGCUGUUUAACCAGAAACCUUAGGCAAAAUGUAACGUAAGUUUGUUAAACAAUAUAUUUAAAAGCUCAUCAAAAGAUAAAUCACUUUCCUGGAAUGUACUCACUUGCUCGUAAAAACCAUCUUGGCAGAAAUUUGAUGAAGAUGAGAAAACAAUUCCCAAAUGAUUAUAAAUUCUUUCCAUAAACAUGGUUAUUACCAGCUGAAUAUGGAGAUUUCAAAAAUUAAUUUGUCAAAGGAAAAGUAAGAACAUUCAUAGUAAAACCAGAAGCUAGUUGUUAAGGAAGAGGAAUAUUUCUCACCAGAAAUAUCAAUGACAUCAAUCCAACUGAUCAUUAUGUGGCAUAAAGAUAUAUGCAUAGACCUUUUUUGAUAGAUGGUCUGAAAUUUGAUUUGAGAGUCUAUGUCUUAUUGGCUGGAACAGAUCCUAUGAGAAUAUAUGUAUAUUAAGACGGCUUAGUAAGAUUUGCAACUGAACAAUACGUUACUCCCACUACUAACAAUUUGGAGGAUGUUUGCAUGCAUUUAACAAAUUAUGCUAUCAAUAAGGAAAAUCCCAAUUUUGUAUUUAAUAAUGAUGCAACCAAAAUGGAUGUUGGACACAAAAGGUCUAUUAAAUCAGUAUUUGGUAAGUUAUAAGAAGAAGGACAUAAUAUAUAGAAGUUAUGGCAGGAUAUGUAUAAAUUAUUCAUCAAAACCUUCUGCACAGUCUAACCAAUUCUCAAUCAUCAUUACAAAUCAUGUUAACCUGAUAACUAUGCAAAUAAUAUGUGUUUUGAAAUUCUAGGAAUGGAUAUCUUCAUUAAUGAUAAAUUAAGGCCAUCUUUAUUAGAAGUUAAUCACACUCCCAGUUUUACUACAGACACACCUUUGGAUUCAUUGAUAAAAAAGAAUCUCAUAAGAGAUACGUUAAAAUUGAUGAAUGUAAGUCUAAAAGCUAAAGAAGAAAUAAUAGCAUCAAGAAGAGAGUAAUUAUAAUAAAGAGUUUUGACAGGCAAGAAGUAGAAAUUAACUUAAGAAGAGAAAUAAACACUAAUGAAAUAAUGGUCAGAAUAAAGAGAUCAACAUGAAAACAAUAAUUUAGGAGAUUAUAUCAAAAUAUAUCCUCUGGAAGAUGCUCACGAAUAUGACAAAUUCAUUGAAUUUUCUUCUCAAUUAUAAGACAAUUGGACUGGAGCAAGUAAAUAAUAAUAUAUUAAAUUAAAGAUAUUAGAAGAAACUAAAAAAAAGAACCAUCUGAAACUCAGCAAUUUCAAUUUAGUAAACCUCCAACCAUUCCUGUUAAAAAACCAAAUACUCCUUAAAUGCUACCUAAAAUUAGUGAAAGAUAAAAUAGAAUUCAUCAAUCAAUUGAACCAAAUGCUGAAAUGAAAAGUAAAACACAAUCAAGCUUAGGAAAAAGUACUAAAGAAUCUAAAAGAUAAGUAUCUGAUCCACCCAUACCAAAAUAACAUUAAAGCAUGAGAAAUGUGUAGUAACCACCUCAAUAACAGUAGUAAUUACAAUUAAAAUCAUGUUUAUAACCUAAAUUGUUUGAAUUAGACAUAUUAAGCUCACAAAAUAGAUCGAACUCUUAGAGUAAAAAAUUAAACUAGUUCAAACUACAAUGA
Messenger RNA from Paramecium octaurelia, 2698 nucleotides. Lineage: Eukaryota; Ciliophora; Oligohymenophorea; Peniculida; Parameciidae. The record is from the annotation of a GenBank genome assembly.